AUGUCGCUCAGUCUAUUUGACGUGCCUGAUGUGGAUUAUCGGUACGAAGCCUCUCGGGAGGUGGAGUUUCAACCUGCCCUGACAGGCAUCCAGCCCAUCACCUUCUCCAUCCCAGGCUCCGACGAUUAUUACGAUACCAAUUCUCUCCGAUUCAAAGUCAAAGUGCGCCUGACCGAUCCAGCGGAUGGGUACAAUGGGUUGGUGGCCAAUUUGGCCAACUCCGAUGCCAACAAUUCCAGAAACGCCUACUGCGUCAACAAUUUCGGUCACACCAUCUUUCGAGAUAUCACCAUGAGCAUGAAUGGCGUCCUCAUGACAGAACAGAGCAACACCUACCAUUACAGAGCCUACAUAGAAACCCUGCUGAAUUACAACCGAGAAGAAGGAGCCACCAAGUUAGCCCCACAAGGAUGGGUCAAUCAGCUCAAUGUGAUUCCAGUCAUGGGAGCCACAGGAGCCAAUUCGGAUGUCCCCACCAAUGCCAAUUGGAGUGGCAAUACAGACUUGCGAGCCCUAACCAGCCGGUUGCUAGGUCAACAUUGGCACACCUUCAUCAUUCGUCCCCAUUUGCCACCCCUCAAGACAGGCAAAUUGUUGGUCCCCAAUGUCCAGAUGGACUUUGAACUCUUCCUCAACCCCAACACUGUCUACCUGAUGGGCACCCCAAACAAAGGCACCUUGAAUGACAAGAAAUUUCCAGCCAUCCACAAUGACGACAUCAAAGUCACCUUGCUGAUGAGAAAAGUGACCCUGAAUGCCAGCGUCUAUGUCAGACUGCAGAAAGAAAGACAGCUGGGCAAACAGAUUGCCCGCUACCCUGUCGUGCGGAGCGAAAUUCGCACGUUUUCCUUUGAUGGACGCACUACCCAGUGGGAACAAGACAAUGUGUUUGUGGGUCGAUUUCCUGAUCGAGUGAUUGUCGGGUUAUUGCAUUCCAACACCUUCAAUGGAGACCACACAAGAUACCCUUUUGCCUUUCAAAAGUUUGGUGUCACCCAAGUACGACAGACCUUGAAUGGAGAAGAAUACCCUUACAGAACCCUGCAAUUGACUGGAGACCAAGCCUAUGAAGAUCUACUGGGCUACGAUCGAUUUCUACAAGCCAUGGGUGCCUACAAUGAAGAUAAGAUCCCCAUGCUGCUGCCUGGUGAUUGGGGACAAGGCAAGAACUGCACGUUGUUCAUGUUCAACAAUGUGCCCAGUGGAAAAGCAGAUGACCCCCAGUACCGCAACCCCCGUCAAUCGGGUAAUACGCGACUGGUGAUUGAUUUUUCUGCUGCCGUGGGUCAUAACAUCACCGUGUUGGUGUGGAGCGAGUAUGAAAACAUGUACGAGAUCAAUCAUCUAGGAGGUAUAAAGUACAACAUCAACGGAUGA
Porites lobata is the source of this 1377-nucleotide messenger RNA. The record is from the annotation of a GenBank genome assembly. Lineage: Eukaryota; Metazoa; Cnidaria; Anthozoa; Scleractinia; Poritidae.